UGGCCGGCGGGAGGCCGGGGGCGGGGCGCCGUCGCCAGGGCGACCCGUGUGUUGCGGCGCGGCCGUUAGCGGGAGCUGCAGCGGCAGAGCCGCAUCUUUGACGUGCGCCGGCGGACCAUUGGGAUUGAUAAAGAUGCUUUGGAUGCCCAGAUCAAAGAGAAGAAAAUUCAAGAAGCAACAGAAAAAGCGCAAAAUGAAAAACUUGCCAAUGAAAUGAAGCAGAAUGACAAGAUCAUGUGUUUAUUAGAAGAACAGCAAAAAAAUGAUAUCCGAAAUAUAAAUAAGGCUAUUGGUGAAUUUCGGAAGAAUUUUCAGAAGCCAGAAACAAGACGUGAAUUCGACCUGUCUGAUCCCCAAGCCCUGAAGAAGGAAACUCCUGCUCGACUUUCAGACAGCGAUCCUCGAUGUAGUAUAUCUGGCUUGCAGAAGUUUAUGGGUGAAGAUUUAAACUAUGCUCAGAGGAUGAUAUUUCAAAAAGAGCAAUUAAGGGAAUGGUCUCUUCAGCAACAGAGGGACUCAAGGAAUGCAUUAGCUGAUAAAAAAAGAUCAGAUGAUCUCUAUGACAAGGAUAGGCUUGAACUUGACCGCAAGGCUAUGGAACUACAAAGAGCAGAUGAAGAAACGAGACGUGCUAUUUGUGCAGCUACUAAAGAUUUUAAUAGAGCUCAGGCUGCUGAACUGGCUGAGAGAAAAAAGCUAGAAAAGUAUCAAACAAUGAAAGAUGACAUGGCUGAAAUUUCCAGCCUUCUUCAAGGUGACUUACUCUGUGAAAACCCAGAGCAAGCAGCUAGUUCCUUUGGUAGCCAUCGUGUAAUGACAGAUCGAUGGAAGGGAAUGAGUCGGGAUCAGCUGAUGGCAAUCCGUAACUCUCAACAGCAACAAAUCCUAGAGAAACAGAGACUAAAAGAGGAAGAACACCAAAGAAAUGCCGAGUGGGACAGGCAACGUGCGCAGGCUGCCAGAGCACAGUUGCUUUUAGAGCGACAGCAGCAACGAGAGAAUCAAGAGUGGCGCCGAGCUGUAGAUAGCGUCAAUGCAGAGCUGUCUCAGGAGCAGAAAUCAAAGAACAUACGUCUUAAAGAAGAAGAAUAUUCAAAUGUUCCAACAGCAGAGUAUUAUGCACAGUUUAAUACAACCAGCAGAUAA
Tinamus guttatus (white-throated tinamou) is the source of this 1146-nucleotide messenger RNA. RefSeq names its product RIB43A domain with coiled-coils 2 (gene RIBC2). The record is from RefSeq and is a predicted model, not a curated record. NCBI's taxonomy places the organism in Eukaryota, Metazoa, Chordata, Aves, Tinamiformes, Tinamidae.